Anopheles moucheti is the source of this 897-nucleotide messenger RNA. RefSeq lists its product as uncharacterized. The record is from RefSeq and is a predicted model, not a curated record. NCBI's taxonomy places the organism in Eukaryota, Metazoa, Arthropoda, Insecta, Diptera, Culicidae. The transcript has 2 exons. Bases 81 to 608 code for a protein of 175 amino acids.
CGUUGUUAGCCCGCGUCAUUUCUGAUUUUGCGAUCGAAAGUGGUGUUGUGUAUCGGCGUCCCUGCUACGAAAACUUCUCGAUGGCCUCGCAAAUACCACGAGUCGAUAUUGUUUUCCUGGCGUACAGCCCGGUUGCCGGGAAGGCCCCGUCGGUUACGCUGGAUAGCAUUUGUACCGUUAGUUUGCACGAGCUGCAGCGACAUCUUCAGACGAAGCGUGCCGAACGGAACAGUAUGUGUGUGGCGGCGUACAAACACUACAAAUGGUACAAUGCGGUGCUGGCAGAGGAGCUACGAACGAUCGGCAAAGGACAAUCGCGGCCUUUGCUGCAGGCUUUCCAUUGGUACAUAGAAACCUCCAACAGAGAUGCGUUCCGAAUCGAGGAUCAGCAUUACGAUGCCGUAUCGCUAAUAGUCACGGCUGAGGUUGAACACUGGUAUUGUGCUCGCCCGGGCCACAGUGCACACAGUGGUAGCCGGGCACGAAUACCGUUCGGUGAACAAUUGAACAUUACGAUCGCACCACUAACGCCGAAAGUUGUCUCCAGUCAGCAGCUGCUACGCCGACACCGAUCGACAACUCUCGAAAUAAUUCGAGAGGAAUGUUAAAGCAUCUCCCCGUUCUCAUUGUGCUAGUUGUGUUGUGUUUUUGUUACCUUGUGGCCCUCAUUUAUCAAACUGGGCAAGAACAUGGUGAUGUGACAAUCUGAUGAUUAAUAAUACUACUACUAAUACCAGCACCACCAGCACGACAAGACGAUGGUGGUUUGGUGAUGGUGAACCGUGAUGCAGUUUUAGUUCGAUAAGCGUUGCGUUGUGCCAAGCAAGCUAUGAAGUGGAUUUUAUUUGCUAAUUUAGAAUAAUUUAACGUGCUUUAUUAGGAUCGGACACCUUGAUU